Molecule: messenger RNA, 351 nt
Organism: Iphiclides podalirius (scarce swallowtail)
Lineage: Eukaryota; Metazoa; Arthropoda; Insecta; Lepidoptera; Papilionidae
Source: the annotation of a GenBank genome assembly
AUGGUUAUAGCAGGCUCGUCGUGGUACGGUGGGGUCGGGUUCGGGCCGCAGUUCGUGGUGUUUGGUCGGAGCGGUGUUGUCGUCUCGCUCUGCUGUACACGGCGCCGCCCCACCUCGGCUCCGAUCGAGCCGACGGUGUUCCCGCUGUGCGAGCGGGAGGGAGGGCUCGCGCCCUCCUUUGCAUACAACGGCGGCGGAACCCCUCGGGAGGUCCCGUGUGGGCUAGCUGCUCAGUUCGGUCAUUGGCCACUGGCACCGAGGGCGGCGCCGGAUGUUUUAAAUAGUCGAGAGCGCAGCCUCUCAGCCGCGGACCGCGCGCCCUGGACCGGCCGAUUAGGGAACUUAAAAAGC